CAGUAUUGAAGUAACAUAAUUUAUAGUAACUGAAAAAAUAUCGCAUUUCCACUUCUAAAUUAAAGUUUUGAUAUUUAAUUUCCUAUGAGAAAUGCGUCAGGAUGAUUAGCAUAGGAGGAGGCACUACCAGAAAGAGGAGAUCCUAGAUGGCUCUACGACUGCUAUGGAGGCGAAUGACGCACGUCCUGGACCGAUUUCAUCAGGUGGCCUUCAGUCCGAAGUAUCUCCUAUAUACGAACAUUGGCAUCUCAGUGGGUCUGAGCAUGGUGGGCGACACCAUGGAGCAGUCCUAUGAGCGCUUCAUCGGCGAGCUUCCGGAUUGGAACCGGACGCGCACCCUUCGGAUGGGCAUCUCCGGGUUCACGGUGGGUCUGGUGUGCCACUAUUGGUACCAGCACCUGGACUACAUGUUUCCCAAGCGCACCUACAAGGUGGUGGUAAUCAAGAUACUGCUGGACCAGUUCAUCUGCUCGCCCUUUUACAUCGCCGUAUUCUUUCUUACAAUGGCCGUCCUGGAGGACAAUACGUGGGAGGAGCUGCAGCAGGAGAUCAGGGAUAAGGCACUGAUCUUGUACGCUGCCGAGUGGACUGUGUGGCCAUUGGCGCAGUUCAUCAACUUUCUGGUGAUCAGGCCGCAGUACAGGGUAUUCUAUGACAACACCAUCAGCUUGGGCUACGAUGUCUAUACGUCCCAAGUUAAGUAUCGUAAGAAGCCGGAGCCAAAGGACGAUUCGUGAAUGGGCACAAAUAGUUGGCAUCUGAAGUGUUCCAUUUGGUUGUCAACUGUUCUGGACUGCCAAUGCAAAUUAUACAACAGCCAGUCCUGUAAAAUAUUUACUUAACGCGUUUCCAGCUAAAAUGCUGACACUAAAAUUUUGGGUGUUCUUCAACCAAAAUCUUCUUUAAAGAAACAUAAAAAAGAAGGAAUAUGUGAAAUCUUUAUUCUUUCAAGUAGUAAACAAAUUCCCAUGUACAAUAGAUUAUUCCUACAAAUAAACAUAUUUUUAUAUUUACAAUAGA
Messenger RNA from Drosophila yakuba, 1020 nucleotides. Its product is annotated as mpv17-like protein 2. NCBI's taxonomy places the organism in Eukaryota, Metazoa, Arthropoda, Insecta, Diptera, Drosophilidae. Gene Ontology annotation, cellular component: cytoplasm; membrane. Gene Ontology annotation, biological process: mitochondrial ribosome assembly. The transcript has a single exon. The record is from RefSeq and is a predicted model, not a curated record. Bases 147 to 737 code for a protein of 196 amino acids.